Messenger RNA from Scomber scombrus (Atlantic mackerel), 1521 nucleotides. It is a transcript of the gene pxmp4, whose product is annotated as peroxisomal membrane protein 4. The record is from RefSeq and is a predicted model, not a curated record. The coding region runs from base 41 to 685 and encodes 214 amino acids. The transcript is spliced from 4 exons. Gene Ontology annotation, cellular component: peroxisomal membrane. Lineage: Eukaryota; Metazoa; Chordata; Actinopteri; Scombriformes; Scombridae.
UGCAUCAUAUAUUUGUGUCCGGGCAGCUGUAGUGAAAGUCAUGGCAGGUCCAGAUCCGAUCAAAACUCUGCUGUAUACUGUCAACAACCUGCUGAAGCAGGAGAAAUACAAAGCAGCAUUGGCAGUGUUGAAAGGCUUCAGAAAUGGCGCUGUAUAUGGAGCCAAAAUCAGAGCACCACAUGCCCUGGUGAUGACAUUUCUAUUCAGAAGUGGCAGUUUGAAGGAUAAACUCAGAGCCAUUUUGAAGGCCACAUACACCCACUCCCGCAACCUGGCAUACUUUGUGUUCACAUACAAAGGACUGCAGGCCUUGCAGGAGAAGAUCCAAGGGAAGAGCUUGCAGUCUCACUCCUUUCUGGCUGCCUGUAUUGGAGGAUGGUUAGUGUUUGGAGAUAACAACAACAUCAAUAGUCAGAUCAACAUGUACUUGCUGUCUAGGAUCCUGUUCGCCCUUUCUCGCCUGGCUGUAGAGAAAGGAUUCAUCCCCCAGCCUAAAAAAGACCCUUUCCCACUGUUCGCCACCCUGGUGUGGGGCAUUGUCUUGUGGCUGUUUGAGUAUUACCCUCACACCCUCCAGCCCUCACUGCAGUCCUCAAUGAACUACCUCUACCACGACAGCAAUGUGUGGCAUGAUAUCACAGACUUCCUUGUUUACAACAAACCAAGGACUGCUGCUCAGAAAUGAAACUUUAGUUUUUUUCCCGCAGUAUGGAACAGCGUUGUCCAAGAUCAUGAUUGCAUUUUUUUUUACAUAAUUGUAAAUAUUCCAAAUAUCUUUGAUUGUUGCCUUCUUUAAAUUAUAAAGAAUUUAGUUUGUGAGUUUAAUUAAAAGAUCAGUAUUAUAUCAGAUGUACUAUAUAUAUAUUUUACUUUGUUCAUUUGCACUGAUUUUCAUGUGCCAUCAAUCAAUUUUCAUCAUUUCCACUACUAUACUGUUGUUUUCAGACAAAAUCAGCUUUUAAAUAGUGAUAUCUGUAUCUAUCCAGUAUGGGUUUUUUUGUUUUUGUUGGCUGAUUUUACAUUGAUUGAUUUACAUAUCCAGGGGUAUUUCAUUAAAUACAAUAAAAGACAAAAAAGAUAUUGAAUUGUGAAACUGAAGUUACACAGAGACACAAAAAUGUUAACAUCUGCAAAAUCAUUAUCAACUUAUUUGAUUAUUUUAAAAUAAAACAUGAAUGCUACCCUUUGGUUCUUCUAUAAAAAAUGCACACAUUUCUAGAAAUGGCAGGUUUUUUCUGCCAAAAUGGAUUGAUAGUUGUGAGUGUGGCAAGCGUAGCACUGCCGAGGGUGUUUCCCUUCAAAGCAGUACGCAGGUUAUAAUUAAACUAAAAUAUGGAGUAAUCUGUGUUGUAAUAUAGUGUAAUGCUUGUAUUUUGUUUGAUCUAUUUAAUGUAAAAUCAAUUCCCUCACACUAAAAUGUUGUUGAUAUACUUUUAAACCAUUAUGUAUAAAAUCUGUAUGAUUAACACGCACUCUGUCAUGUGCCACUGUUAUAUAAUGUGAACUGAGGGCUGAAUUAAA